Messenger RNA from Funneliformis caledonium, 198 nucleotides. Lineage: Eukaryota; Fungi; Glomeromycota; Glomeromycetes; Glomerales; Glomeraceae. The record is from the annotation of a GenBank genome assembly.
AUGGAAAAUUUAGAUCAAAAACAACAUCUUAUUAAUGUAUCACCAUUUUUAGAUGAAAAUAAGAGAGCCGUUCACCUUGCUAUUGACAUAUUUUUAUCACUUAAUAGUUACUUACUAGAUGCAGAUGAAGCUUUUGUUACUAAAAUUAUACUAGAAGUAGCAAUAGGUAACGUUAAUAUAGAUAGGCUAGAAUGUUAG